AUGGGAUUUUUGAGUGGUGUGCUUGGUGCGGUGAAGGAUGAUGAAGCGGUUAAAACGUACGAUAAAAGUGAUGAAAACAUUGAAAAAGUUAUUAACAAGUUAAAUAAUAAUAUUGGCUCCGGGCGUGCUGGGCUUGUGGAGUCUGUCGCCGCGGUGAAGAGGUGGUUGGAGAAAUAUAAUUCCAAGGUUGAAGAGUUAACUACCGCAGUUACUGACAAAUUAGGUGAGUUAAGUAGUGGUCUUAAUGUUUCUACAGGUACAUAUUAUAAACAAGUUGCGAGUGGAUCGAACGAAACCUUGGAGAAGCAGCUAGAGACUUGGAACCACACUGUGCAUAGCAUUUAUAAUGCGUUGAAUGAUAUUGAAACCAAUCGAAUUAAUAUAUUACAUAUUGCAUUAAGAGAUAAGAUCAAAAACGAGUCUAGGCCGAUAAGGGAAAUUUUAAAAGCAUUACGCGACUCAACGCAGUUGGGCGCCUAUAAGAAUCAGAUUAAGUUGGUAGACGCGGUACUGGCAAAUGAAAAGAAAAAUAUGAGAACAUCAAUCGAGGUGGAAUAUUCAUCGUUGAGCAAAACCUUAGAAAGCGAAUAUCUGAAAAUUUGGGAAGAAAUAAGAAGUUUAAAUCACAGUAGAUCGACGCAUUUUCAGAACAUUUAUAAAUCAUUAGAAGAUGCUCAGAAGUUUUUGCAUCAGAGGUUUGACAAUGAUUAUAGAAAUAAACUUCGGUGGUAUUUGCGUCAGAUUCAAAAUGAGGUCGAUACAAUAUACGUGGCUUUACAACAAAACAAAUCUCAGCUUAUGCAGCUAGUAGCAAACGGCCAGCAGACGCUUUCGACUCUGAAAGGACACGUUGGAGAAUACGGAGUAAAAAAAAGUGGCGGCAAUGACUUAAAUACUAAUUGGGUUGAACUGAAAGGGAAGAUUACCGGACUUGUAAGUAGUGUCACGAACCAAACGUCCGGCCAUCUAAAAUUGAUUGCGAAAAACAUUGAAACGUAUGCCUAUAGGUUCGAGAAAAUGGGAUUCGGACCUACGGUGAACAAGUGGGUGGAAGAUAUUUGUGCAAAGGAACCGGUGAGUGGUCACAUCAAUGCUUAUGGUAACAUAAUGUAUACUACGAGGGUGACAUCCGCAAUUAGCCAAUAUAUCACAAAAAUAUCUGCUGCAUCCACUAACGCAGUUGAUUCUAAUGGAUGCGUUGAGAAAAAUUUGAAUAACAUUUCAAAAUUUCUUACCGCAUUCAUAGCUAAAGUGGAUCCAAGUCAGACUGCUGAAAUGGCAGGAAGCCUACAUUCCCAGUUGCAAACUCAGACCCCUUUUUCGCGUGCUGAUAAAAGCCGGCUGGAGCUUGCCGUAAAAGAAAUUUUAACCGCCCUCCACUCGAAGGCUGCGCAGAUUAAAACAGAACUUGAGCUGUUAACAACAGACAAACUCCAUACCGAUUAUAACCUCGGCAAGAGUGUGGAUGCGGCUAUAAGAAAUGUGGUAGCAAUAGAGUCGAGUCUCACCACGGAUUACGGGUUAAAAAUUACUCACGCAUUGGAGAAAUUGAAACAACCGAUCGAUACAUUUGUCACAUUGUUGGGAGAUACGGUGGGUGAUAGUGGCACUUUUAAGCAGAAGCUUGCAAAUGAGGCUAAUGGUCUCCAAAAAGUUAUUGAUGAUCUGUAUAAUCUUACGAAGGAAAACGACGACAACGGUAAGGACGGUGUUCUAAACCAGAAACAUAAAGCCAUGGAACAUACAAUGAAUGAGUUGAAAGGUGAAAUUAAUGAGAAACUUAAGGAUAUGGAAUUCAUUGUAUCCCAAUCGGAUCAAGCUUUAGUAGAGGCCGUACGAAAUCUCAGAAGUAUGUUCAAAGAAUCACACGAAAAGAAUCAAGUAUCAGCUAAGGUCCUCCGAUCUCAGCUUCUUUCCGCCGUCGACAGGGCUUUCAAUGAGAUCACCACCCAAGUUCGAUGUCUAUUUUCCGAGCAAAGGAUGGCAAAGCUAGAAUCGCUCCAGAAAUUCGUUGAUAGGCAAAAAUCAGAUAUAGCAAAGAUCAUAUUCAUAGAUAAAACGACUGGAAUUAAAGGUAUGAUAAAUGCUAUGAGUAGUAAAAUGAGUGAGUAUGUCGAUCCGCUUAUGUAUACCGAAUUACUCAUAUUCUCCAAAUAUUUACAUGACUACAUGGACCCUAUUAUGACGUAUAUUAAAGACCAAGUCACCGACCCAACCAAAACAGUAACCUCCCCCCCGCCCGCCGACCCAGCCAGCAAGCUAACCGAAAUCAAAGGUGACUUCGACAAAUUACUUGAACAUCUUCAUACUCAUAAUUCCACUCGUAAAUACAUCUAUGACCAUCCUUUCACCGUUAAACUCACCACCCUCAAAAACGCCACUAACGAUUUAUCCCCCUCCGCCUUCGCCAACCCCCGGCACCCGGAGCUGCUCGAUGCGGUCAAACAGGGGCUGGAGGGGUUUGUCGAGCAGAUGGAGCGGGUGUAUGUGAACGGGUAUGAUGGAGGGGAGGGGAUUGAGAAAUUAGGUAAAUUGGUUGAUAAUAAAGACAAAUUAACCGAUGACGGAAGAAAGUUGUCAAACAUUUUCCUCACCCUGCUUUACAUAUUAUGCAGCGAUCUGGAGACGUUGAAGAAGUACGGUGCGAGUGCGUGGAAAAAAAUUCAAAUAAAUCACACCACUGGGCUUGGAAUGUUCUUAGAUGAGCUGGGAUAUGAGGUUUCCAAAAAAGGCGAGCAGAACGGUGAAUUACAAGAUAAACCGAGUAGUCUUGGUUUUCAUAUUUUUAAAAACCUAAGCAGCACAAUUACAGCUGCCGAGGACAUAGAACACCUAAAAGGCUGUGAGUCGAAUAAAAAGUUCGGCACAAAUGUUACAAAGAAAACCGACAAGUUUGAUGUGGUCGAUCGUCUAGCCUGCCUGCUCACUCACUUGGAGCAGUAUUGCGACGUAUGCCACAUGACUCUCAACGCUAAAACUAGGACGCCUUGUAGCGUAUUCGAAAUGCUCUGCUGGUUCUCGGGACUGCCACAUACCCGCGUAUAUUCACAAAUGCGUGACAUUACGAUUCCCGAAAUCAUAGAUGAGCUGAAUAAGAACGAGAACAAAAAGGCAGACAGAGACGUCAUUGAAUUAGAGGCUGACGGAGCAGACGCCGCCGACUUUAAGGUGUCAGUCUCAUGGGUUGACCCAGCAUCCAAAUCACUAGAUGCCUACCCCAACAACGUAAUACACGGCAAAGUUCAUACAGCGCUCGACCUAUUAUGUGCCAAAUCUUAUGACGUUUUGUGCACUAUCGUUGGCACAGGCGACGCGUACACAAUGUACGGUGUGGAGUUCAACAAUAAUACACUAAAAUUACAAUACCCUUCUGACCCAGCCGCUUGCUUAGACUUGCUGCUUGCCAUCCUACGUAAGCUAUGGCCAGUCGUCCAGUUUCUUUAUAGGCAGUGCAGUACACCACCCGAAUAUUACGGCUGGUCCAAGUGCACAUACGGCAACAGCAUUCAAGCUUCGUGUUGGCAGUGUGGUAAGCAUUCGUCCGUUCAUCCAUCGCCAGACCACACUUGUUCCAGCACCUCGCCACUGCACCUCUACUUGACUGAUGGACUCAAGGGGAUGCUUCCUCACCAGGUCACCUCAGUUGGAUGUUCAUCGAAAUGUAACACGUGCCCGAAGAACCUUCCCGGCAUGCCGUGUAUAACACCUCUUGGAUUCACGACUUUCGCGGGAAGCACGAAGCUAGGUAAAGACCUAUGCAACGUGCUGGGCAAAUUGCUAAGCAACGUGCACACCACGGCGCUAUUCAGCCUGGUCCCCAGACCUCCUUCCACGUUGCCUGAACACUUCGGUUUCGUUUGUGCUUUGGUUAACGCUUGCUAUGAUACUAAUGUGAUAGGCAAUAAAGGCAUUAAAAUGUCCGUUGAAUCAUCGAUCGCAGACAAAUCCAUUAGCCUGUACAAUCAACCCAGCGACAUUACCGACGCACUUCGCAACGUUUACGGAGCUACCAAAACCGGUCAUACUGCCGAUCGUCAUAACGCCGAUCAAUCUGAUUUGUCAACAUUGACGAGAGAUGACACAUGUUCCGGUCUCGACGUCCGCUGCGCUCCAUACCUCUAUUCAUUAUCAUCUGACGCAUAUAAAUACGUCGCCAACAGACACGCUGACCUUUAUCUCUCGUGGUCCGUAUACCUGCCAUGGAAUUUCUGGAAUUAUCUCAACCGUCUGCUUGACGCCUUCCAGAGCAUUGACUGUAAAAGCUUUGGAUGUUCUGGAUUUUCUACCAUCCUAGGCAAGCAUGGCAUUGACCACAACUGCAAGUGCAAAGCAUUCACACGUUGUCGCGGUGUGCUGCCUACACUAUACCAAUACGGAUUCACGUUUGGAAAUUCCAAGAUGCUUCUAGAUGGUGCCACCAGAAGAUUUUGCAAUGAGUUCCGUACACAACUACACAACGUUCUUAAAUCUAAAUAUUUCAAAGACCUGUUCGACAAGUGCGACGAAUUUAUAUUCACCAUCAGGCAGCCGUUCAUAUGGCUCAAUGUCGCCCUCUGGUCACUAUCCCUCUUCUACCUCAUCUGCGUAAUGGUUGGCAGACUGGAUGUGCUGCAUAUCAAGUCACACCUGAGGAUACCGUCGUCGCACAAGAUAACGGCGCAGUCAUUGUUGGCUGCAGCGCAAGUCGGAAGGCUUGCCAAGAUAUCGUAUCUACAACCGUGA
Babesia bigemina is the source of this 4722-nucleotide messenger RNA. RefSeq lists its product as hypothetical. The record is from RefSeq and is a predicted model, not a curated record. Lineage: Eukaryota; Apicomplexa; Aconoidasida; Piroplasmida; Babesiidae. The coding region runs from base 1 to 4722 and encodes 1573 amino acids. The transcript has a single exon.